This is a messenger RNA of Pomacea canaliculata, 1611 nucleotides long. Its product is annotated as OCIA domain-containing protein 1-like. NCBI's taxonomy places the organism in Eukaryota, Metazoa, Mollusca, Gastropoda, Architaenioglossa, Ampullariidae. Bases 48 to 938 code for a protein of 296 amino acids. The record is from RefSeq and is a predicted model, not a curated record. The transcript is spliced from 8 exons. Gene Ontology annotation, cellular component: endosome.
CCACACAAGGGGCAUUCACUGACUUUCUAAGCGACUUGUAGACUAACAUGGCGUCAGUUUCGUCUGAUGCUGGAUCUGCUGAUUAUUCCGGACUCCAGCAGCCACCUCAGGGUGGUCAAUAUUCACCUUCGCCGAGAAAUAACCCUCACCUACCGCAUCAUGGAAAACCAAAGUUAACCGAAGAGGAACUGAAGGUACUUGAGGAAUGUAAUACAGAGAGCUUCUGGUAUCGAUGUGUUCCUUUAGGUGCAGCAUUUUGUGGCGGCACCACUUACCUUGUAAAGACUGGGUAUUUAAAACCACAUCCACGUUUUGGAGCUCUGUUUAAAAAUCUGGGGGCUGUUUUUGUGGCUUACAUUAUUGGCAAAGUUUCCUACCAAAGAGCGUGUCAACAAAAAAUUCUAGAAAAGAUCCCAAACAGUAACCUUGCCCAAGCAAUCCGUACGAAUAAGGGGUUGCGCUCACCAAUUGAUGCGGAUGGAGGUGAUGACAGUACCGUGCGGACAUAUAGCUCACCUCGGGAGGAGAAAAUGCGAGAAGUCUACAGCAGCAUGGAUGUCUCAGACAGCAAACCUCAAAACGUCAAAGAACUGGAUGAUAGCUUUCGUCCUACUAUAGAUAGAGAUAGUAUGGUCAAAGCUAAAGAAGUGUCACCAGUAGAGAGCACUCAGCCCUCUUUGUCAUAUGAUGAGCUCCGACAGCGUAAUAGACAGGAACAUGAGCAUGCUGUGGGUUCCUCUUCCCGCAACCCUUUUCGCCAACAGGCUUUCCGAACUCCAGAAGUGGUCCCUUCACAGGAGUCUGUUCCUGCAUUUUCGUCAUCUGUACAGUCUGAGACAGAAAAUGCUUUCAGAGCUCCAGAAAAUACUGACAGGCCUUCUGCAAGUAGUAGAGCUGGCAAGAAAAAGAAUGCCUAUGGUGAUGUCUGGGAAGAAUGAUUCUGAAAUCUUCUAAAAAAUGUGACUGUGGGCAAGAUAGUGUGUGGAAUUUCCCAGCAGCACAUUUAAAUAAUAUAUCAUCUACAUUUGUAUUUCCUCUUCAGCUGCAAGACAAGUCCAUUACUGUGUUUUGUUUCUUCUAAUGUGCUGUACUUAAGAAUAUAGAUAGUUGAUAAUUAUAGUCGAUUUAAUUGUCAUGCAUAUUUCUGUGUAAUCAUGUAUUCAGAAAUUCUUAGGGAAUCAAUGAAAAAAGUGUCAGUGGUAAAAAUUAAUCUUUGAGAAGUUAACAGAUUAUUAGUUUGAUAGAUGUUAUAUAGCUGUAUUUUAUGUACAUAACUUUUUCCCAUUGGAACAGUUGUGAUCACAGCUUUUUCUUAUCUAUGUAUUGAACCUUUUUCCCAUAUCAAGGAUUAUGUCAUGUUUGAAGUAUGGAAGAAACACUUGACAGAUGCUGGUUGUAUUUUUCUUAGGUAAGGCAUUUCUGUUAACUGUUCAUGUUUGUUUGUUACUUCAUUGGGUUUCUUUGUUAUUGGUCUGAGCAGCUAGUUAGGGUGCAUCUGUACCAUGUCAAAAAAAGAGGUUAUCUUCAAACAAACGAAUUUGUUCCUCAUUCAAAUUUGUUUUCUAUGUGUUUUGUCUCUCUCUUCAAUAUAAGUAUAACUUUAUAAGACUU